AUGGUGUGGAAUGUUCAAGGGGCGGGUUCUAAAGCUCGUAAGAGGGUUUUUAGAAAUUUCUGUUUGAAGUACCGUUUGGAUAUUGUAGGCAUUGUUGAGCCUAGAAUCAGUGGUAGAAAAGCCGAUGACUUUGUUAAAGCUAGUGGUUUCGAUUUCUCUCAUAGAGUGGAGGCGAAUGGUUUUUCUGGAGGUAUCUGGAUUUUGUGGAAGUCUGUUGUAAAGGUUGAGGUGCUGAUUAACAACAAACAUUUUAUCCAUGUCAGGGUGGGUGAAGGUGUAGACUCUUUUUUAUUAACGAUUAUUUACGCGAGCCCAAAUGCUGCUCUGCGUAAAUUUGUGUGGGAAGACCUCUCUUUAAUAGCUGCUGGUAUCCGAGAGCCGUGGAUCUUAGGAGGGGAUUUUAACGCAGCGAUGAAAGAAGGGGAGAAGAGAGGUGGAGCAGUGGGCUGUACUGGUUUGUGCAAUCUCUUUAAAAGCUGGGUAGAGGAUAAUCAUUUGGAGGACCUGGGUUUUAUCGGUCCUAAGUUUACUUGGAGGAGAGCCUGGGUGGGGCAUCCCAAAUUUUUGAAUUUGGUUGAAAAUAACUGGAAGUCGCAGGAACCUCUAGUUAAUUGUAUUAACCGUUUUACUGAAGAGGUGAGACAUUGGAAUCACCAUGAGUUUGGGAACAUCUUUAAGAGAAAGAAUAACCUGCUGUCUCGUAUUAAUGGGAUUCAGAGAACUAGAGAGGUGUUCUUUUCUCAGAAGCUUGCUGAUCUGGAGCAGAAGCUUAAAGUGGAGCUGAAUGAAACUCUCUUACAGGAAGAGUUGUUGUGGAUUCAAAAGUCUCGUUCAGAGUGGAUUUUGGAUGGUGAUCGUAACACUAAAUUCUACCACCAAAAAGUUAAGCAGAGGAGGCGGAGGAAUAAGAUUGUGGCGCUUAAAGACGAAGAGGGUAACAUUAUUACGGAUCAGGAAGCUCUUAAGGAGCUGGCUUUAAACUUCUUCUCUAAUCUUUUUACUGGAGCUGGUGACCUAGAGAGCUUACCGCCUAGUGAGUUCUCUUUUCCUGUGAUUGAGGCUUCUAUCUUGUCUAAGAUCUCGGCGGUUGUGACGGAAGAGGAGAUCAAGCUUUCUUUGUGGGAUAUGAAUCCCUGGAAAGCCCCUGGGAUAGACGGUCUACAUGCCUCUUUCUAUCAAAGCCAUUGGAGCAUCGUGGGCCAGAAGCUUGUUAGUUUUAUUAAAGAUAUUUUUUCAGGUAGCCCCAUUCCGCCUGAAGCUAAUAAGACGCUCAUUACUCUGAUCCCUAAGAAUGAUUACCCGGAGUCUCUAAAACAAUACCGCCCUAUCAGCUUAUGUAAUGUUUCUUUUAAGAUUAUCACCAAGUUGAUUGCCAGAAGAUUGCAGCAAAUUAUGCCGGUUAUCAUAGGACCGGAACAAACCAGUUUUGUAGCGGGGCGUCACAUUACAGACAACAUUAUUUUGGCACAGGAAGCCAUGCAUUCUAUGCGGAAAAAAACAGGAAAAAGGGGUUAUAUGGCAAUCAAAAUUGACCUCGAAAAAGCUUAUGAUAAGAUUUCUUGGCAUUUCCUUCAAGAAACUCUUGUUUUAGCUGGAGUUCCGGAGAAUAUUACUAAAGUGAUUAUGCAGUGUGUUACCACUACGACGUUAAGUAUCAUGUGGAACGGGGCUCCACUUCCUGCUUUCCAUCCUUCUUGUGGUCUUCGUCAAGGUGACCCACUUUCCCCAUAUCUCUUUGUUUUGUGUAUAGAGAGGCUUGCGCAUAUGAUUAACUCGGCCGUUACUAAUGGGAGUUGGAGGCCGCUUCGUUUGGGCAGGAACAACCCUCCUCUAUCCCAUUUAUUUUUUGCGGAUGAUCUUAUGUUGUUCUGUGAAGCUUCUUUGGAUCAAGGAAGAGUGGUGAAUCAGAUUCUCCAAACCUUUUGCAAAGCGUCGGGUCAGCGAGUUAAUAAUGAAAAAACUAAAGUGUUGUUCUCGUCGAAUAUCUCGAAUAAUAUGGGUAAUAUGAUUGCCAACAACUUGGGUUUCUCGAAGACUUCUGAUUUAGGGAAGUAUUUGGGAAUGGACCUAAUUCAUGGGAGAGUUUUAAAUAAGCACUCUAAGGGUCUUAUGGACAGAAUCAACAGUAGACUGGCGAGCUGGAAAACUAGAGUGCUAUCCAUGGCAGGGCGUUCUACUCUUAUAAAAUCUGUUGUUUCCUCUAUUCCUAUAUAUUCGAUGCAAACCAUGGCUAUUCCUAUGGGUCAUUGCAACCAAAUUGAGGCGGAUAGUCGUAAAUUCCUUUGGGGAUCUUCUGAUGGGAAUCGCAAGCUGAAUCUUGUUAAAUGGGAUUAUGUUUGUCAGCCUAGGAGUAAUGGAGGCCUUGGUUUUAAGAAGAUGAAAUCCAUGAAUGUUGCUCUUUUGAUGAAGUUGGGGUGGAGCUUAAUCACUAAUCAAGACAAACUCUGGGUUAAAGUUGUUGCGGGGAAAUACAGAUUUGAUUUUGAGAAUCCUUCGUUACCUAGGUUGAAGGGUUCAUCUCAUCUUUGGCAAAAUCUGUAUAAGAUCUGGAGCGAUGUGCGUCAAGGAGUGCGUUGGGCUGUUUGCGAUGGCAAGAAGGCUCGCUUUUGGUUGGAUCCGUGGCUCGGAGAAAACGUGGUGCUUAGCCAGGUAGCUAUUGAUCAAAUUCCUCCUGAAGAAAUUAAUGGCACUGUUAGUUAUUAUUCUGAUAUUAACGGUAACUGGAGCUGGAACAAAUUCACCCAUCUCCUACCGUUUGACUACUUGAGCAAAAUAGCUAAUUCUUGCCCUCCAAAUGAGGAGAAUGGUCAAGAUUUUAUUUACUGGGGGCUCUCCCCUUCUGGGAAUCUUUCUACUAAGUCUGCCUAUAAUCUUAUUGAGAGUCGGAAUUGGGAGGCCACAAAUACCUGUUGGAAAGUUACUUGGGAGUGGACUGGCCCUGAGCGCAUUAAACAGUUUAUUUGGCUUGUUAUGCAUGGAAAACUUCUUACUAAUGCGGAGCUAAAUAGGAGACAUAUUUCAGAUUCUGCUGUCUGCAGUAGAUGUGGAGUAGAGGUGGAAGAUUGCGAUCAUGUUUUGAGAAAGUGUUGGGUCACUAAGCUUCUAUGGUCCAGAUUUGUGAAACCUGCAGAUAGGGCGCUCUUUUUUAAUGUUCCUUUUCAGGAAUGGCUUGUGGAUAAUUUAUCGGGCUCUUAUAAGUUGAAUUAUGAUGGUGACUGGCCUCAGACUUUUGGAGUGAUUAUUUGGAAAGCUUGGCAUUGGAGAAAUCUUGUGGUCAUUGCUAAGGAAGAUGCUCCUUUAUCUCAGAUCUUUUAUGAGAUCCAGACGCAAUUGAGGUAUAUGCAGGCUUCUCAAUCUUGCGUUCUGUUGGCUAAGAAAGCUACGAAAGAGAAGACUACUGUCAGCAUCGGUUGGUCUUGUCCGCCUAUGAACUGGGUCAAGAUUAAUACUGAUGGGGCUUUUGACCAGAGGACGGGGAUAGCAAAAGCUGGUGGUCUGGUGAGAAAUGCUAUGGGUAACUGGCUGGGUUCGUUUUCAAUGACUAUCGGUUAUGACUCAGUUUUGGGAGCUGAGUUUAAAGGGGCCUACCACGGUCUUCUCCUUGCUUGGAAUCUGGGGUGUAGGAGAGUAAUUCUCGAAGUGGAUAAUAAAAUGGUGGUGGAAAAGGUUAACAGUAAUGAAAUGGCGGGUCAUCAUUCUAAUCUGUUGUGCGCUGUUAGAGCUUUGAUAGCAAGGAAUUGGGAGGUGAAGGUUCAGCAUGUUUACAGAGAAGCUAAUAAUGCUGCAGAUCACUUAGCUUCUAAAGGUCAUGGAGAUUUGAGCGGCUUAGUCGUUCAUGAGAGUAUUCCGAGCAGUCUAGUGUCGUGGAUCCUGCAUGAUAUGCAUGGGACCGCUUAUGAUAGAAACAUCUGUGUUUGA
Messenger RNA from Mercurialis annua (annual mercury), 3918 nucleotides. RefSeq lists its product as uncharacterized. Lineage: Eukaryota; Viridiplantae; Streptophyta; Magnoliopsida; Malpighiales; Euphorbiaceae. The transcript has 2 exons. The coding region runs from base 1 to 3918 and encodes 1305 amino acids. The record is from RefSeq and is a predicted model, not a curated record. Gene Ontology annotation, molecular function: nucleic acid binding; RNA-DNA hybrid ribonuclease activity.